AGCCUAUUACGCCAUGAACUGGACAGAUCCAGCUUCUCAUCCUCACCUGGGUGGCAUUAGGCCAGUUGUGGGCUCUCAGCCUAACCUACCUCACAGGGUGGUUGUGAAAAUAAAAUGGGAAAGAGGAUAAUGUAAACUGCCUGGCAUUCUUUGCAGGAAAAAAGUGGAAUAUAAAAUAUGGUACUGGGGCAUCCUAGGAGUUCUAAGGCAUCCAACAGCUGAGGGGCAUGAGAUGGAGGUACCUUUAUUAGUUUGAUAGUCCUUACUCCUACUUGGCUGCUCUGUUUGCAUAAACAUACCAAUCAUAUUGCAUACAUAGAAGAUGCUAAGAGGAGAGGAAAGCUCCUUGAUGCUGCACAUAUAUAUAUGCAUUUCUAUAGCAUCGAAGCGGGUUACGACACUCGCACCAUCGUGCAUUGCGCGCUUGCUUUCCGUAGGCUCUUGCAACACCUCGUAAUAAGAUGCUGCAGUUAGCUCGUGACUACAAUUCCCAGGAUACCAAAGGGCAGUAGGGAGCGUCCCAUUGGACAACAGCCUUUCUAGCCUUUAUUUCUAUUGGAUAGCUGCUGGGUCUAUCAAAAAAAGGCAGAACUUUAUAUGAUAGGAAUCUACCACGGGAAAGAAGAGUAAAAAAUGUGGUUUCAUUCCAUCUAAAAUCCGCUCAAUCACCUGUAGGGUUAGAAUUUUCUGGUUCUGACUCAAAGUUUUUAUAGCUCGGUAGAAUAUUCUAUAAACAGCUUAUUGUGAUGCUUUUCUUCUUCGUCUCCGGUGCCAAAAUGGCACCUUCCAUUACCCCAACAACCAAUAGAGGUAGGGCUACGAGGAACGACACUCAGAGUCGUCAUUUCCGGCUUCGAGCACGGCUGGGCCGACGGCUUUCUUCCCACGCUGGGGCGUCUUACUCUCACGGGCCCUCACCAUAGAGAGGAUCAAAACCUAGAGCGGCUCCGCUUGGCGCUCCGUCCAAAAUGGCAGGCUUCGGCGGAAGCGGAGGCACUCUGUCUUCGCGGCUCAGCCGGUUUCCGCUUCCGGUGCCGUCGCGAUGGUGUGGUCCGCGCCUCCCCGGUUCUUGUAGCUGCUGCGGCUCCUCCUUUCCUCCCCCCCUUCCCCGUUCCCCCCUCCCUCUUAUGGCGGCUCCUCACCCCGACAAGCUGGAGGGGGGAGUAGGCCCAGCCCCGCCGCCCCCGGGUCCGCCGGCGCUGCCUCCUCCGCCCGGCAGCAUCUCCGCAGGCCCAGGCCGCAAGCAGGGCAAGGCCGGUCUUCAAAUGAAGAGCCCAGAGAAGAAGCGUCGCAAGUCCAAUACCCAGGGCCCCGCUUACUCCCACCUCUCAGAGUUCGCCCCUCCGCCCACCCCCAUGGUCGACCACCUGGUGGCGUCGAAUCCCUUUGAGGAUGACUUCGGGGCCCCCAAAGUUGGUUCUGCUUCUGCACCUUUCCUGGGCAACCCUGGACCGUUUGGGAACUUCCGCAUGCAGGGAGCCCUGGGGCCCCAGGUCCCGCCCGGCUACGGCGGAGGGCCACAGCCCAUGCGGAGGCAGCCGCCCCCUUUUGGACCAAGCCAGAUGGGCCCCGCCUUCAACAUGCCCCCCCAGAACCCCGCCUAUGUGCAGCCCGGUGGAAUGGGCUUUGGAGGCCAGCCGUUUGGCCAGCCCCUGGGGCAGAACUUCAGCCCCCCCAGUGGGCAGCUCAUGCAGGGGCCCAUGGGCGGCUUCGGCCCCAUGAUCUCCCCAACCAUGGGCCAGCCCCCACGCGGAGGAGACAUGGGCCCGGGGCCAACCCUCAACCCCCCCGGGGGGCCGCCCAUGGCCCAGCGGUUCAGCCAGCCCGGCAACCUCUUCGGACAGUCGCCCAUGCAGCAGCGUCCCAACCCAAACCUCCCUAGCCUGCCCCCCAACCCCAGCCCCUUCCCCGGGCCUGACCCGAGCUUCCCCCCGAGCGGCGAAGACAGCGGAGGAGGCAAGGCCCUCAGCCAGCCUCCCACCACGUUCAGCCAGGAGCAGCACACGGGGUCGCCCGCCGCUGUCAAUGGCACCCAGCAGCCGGCCUUCGCACCCAACAGCGCGGGGCACGGCGGCGCCAGCACCCCGGAGGCCAACAGUCUGCCCCCGGCCGGCAAGGCCACGGGGAACUCCGGGCACCAGCCGCCUCCUGGGCUCGUGUACCCCUGUGGGGCCUGCCGCAGCGAAGUCAACGACGACCAGGAUGCCAUCCUGUGCGAGGCCUCGUGCCAGAAGUGGUUCCACCGGGAGUGCACGGGCAUGACGGAGAACGCCUACGGCCUGCUGACCACAGAGGCUUCAGCUGUCUGGGCCUGCGACUUCUGCCUGAAGACCAAGGAGAUCCAGUCGGUGUACAUCCGCGAGGGCAUGGGCCAGCUGGUGGCCGCCAACGACGGCUGAGGGACCGCGAGCGGGCAGGGCGAGGUGCUGAGCCUCGGCAGACCUCUGGACAGCCCUUGGCUUCCCCCACAGGCGCCACGCCUUGCGCAGGACGGCCCGCCAGGCAGGAGAGCAAACUUUGCGUUGGUGGGUCGUGACUCGCUUGGUGGAAGGGCCCAAAGAGCUUAGGCUCAUUUGUUUGGUGUUUAAAGGCCGGUGCCCUCCAGAAGCAGGGGGGUUUUAUUCCAUGGGGCACCUUGCCCCACACACUGCUCAUCUGGGAUAGCAGAUGCCGUUUUAAAGAGGGUUACAUUGCAGUGGCUGCUGCUGUGUGCCAGUGGCCCUGCCAGGUUGGCCAGUAUCUGCCUGAAGCACCCUUCUUGGAGUAUAGCCCUCCUGGCAUUCCUCCUUUCUCUCUCCACUCGCCCUCCACCCUCGUUCAGACCACUACUGUGCUUUGAAGCCGUAAAAUGGCCAGUCUUGGGCAGCUGUCUCUGUGGUUGCUUCUUCACACACGGAGGGUUUGAUAGCUUUCCAAAUGAAAUGAGAGCGGUGGCGAUGAUUGGCAGAGCCCUAUUCUUCUCUGAUUUCCCCCUCUCUCUGUUGGGCUUUUAUUCUGGCACCUGGCCCGGAGUGCUUUGCAGCGGUGGCUCUCCAGCAUCCUCCGUGGUUCCUGUUGAUCUUGGUUCUGCUUCUAGCUCAUGCGCUUAGAGCGAUCAGCGGCCUGCAAAAGUCGGGCUAUUGAGGGACGGGACUGAGAAUGGAAGUCUUCAAAGAAAAGAACUAAAUACUUUCUAGAGCCAAUCCCCAUCGCAAGGGGACUUCAAGAAGAGCCAUGCAAGGGAAACUCAUGGACAUCUCUAAAAAAUGUUUUUUUUAAAAAAGAUUUCAGUCAUUUCCCUGUCCCUAA
Molecule: messenger RNA, 3288 nt
Organism: Varanus komodoensis (Komodo dragon)
Lineage: Eukaryota; Metazoa; Chordata; Lepidosauria; Squamata; Varanidae
Gene: PYGO2
Product: pygopus family PHD finger 2
Exons: 3
Coding region: 969-2399 (476 amino acids)
Biological process (GO): kidney development; spermatid nucleus differentiation
Source: RefSeq, a predicted model, not a curated record